UCGGACAGCAGCAGCGGCGGCGGCAGCCUAGGGUCCUGCGUGGAGAGUGGGGCGCGACGGGGACUCGCGGGCGGAGGCUGCGCGUGGGGAUCCAGCACGCGAAGACCCAGCGCGAGAGCGACUCCGGGCACGAGUGAGAGGAGGAGGAGGAGGCGGCGGCGCCGGGGCCGCGGGUGACAGCGCUGAGACGCAUCCUAAGUGUGGAAGUGAGUAGAGACUGCUGCUACCAUGCACCAGAGCCACUCCGUGGGGGCUGUGCCACACAUCGAAAGGAACUGAAGGUUUAUAAGAAAAGUUGUAGUCAAUGAGAGAGACAAAAGGACUGAGCCGUCACAAAGCAUCGUGCUUGUCACACCGGCCACCAUGCGUAAAGGGGUUCUGAAGGACCCAGAGAUUGCCGACCUGUUCUUCAAGGAUGACCCCGAAGAGCUUUUUAUCGAUCUGCAUGAAAUUGGACACGGGAGCUUCGGGGCCGUAUACUUUGCGACAAAUGCACACACCAACGAGGUGGUCGCUGUUAAGAAAAUGUCCUACAGUGGGAAGCAGACCCAUGAGAAAUGGCAAGAUAUCCUUAAGGAAGUUAAGUUUCUACAUCAGCUAAAACACCCUAACACCAUUGAGUACAAAGGCUGUUAUUUAAAGGAGCACACUGCAUGGUUGGUGAUGGAGUACUGCCUAGGCUCAGCCUCUGACUUGUUAGAAGUUCAUAAGAAACCACUUCAGGAAGUGGAGAUUGCUGCUAUCACCCAUGGUGCCUUGCAGGGGCUGGCCUACCUCCACUUUCACUCCCUGAUUCACAGGGACAUUAAAGCAGGGAACAUCCUCCUCACAGAGCCGGGUCAGGUGAAGCUGGCUGACUUCGGAUCCGCCUCCAUGGCUUCUCCCGCCAACUCCUUCGUGGGGACUCCUUACUGGAUGGCCCCAGAGGUGAUCUUAGCCAUGGACGAAGGGCAGUACGACGGGAAAGUUGACAUCUGGUCGCUCGGCAUCACCUGCAUUGAGUUGGCGGAGCGGAAGCCCCCCCUCUUCAACAUGAACGCCAUGAGUGCCCUCUACCACAUCGCUCAGAAUGACUCCCCCACGCUACAGUCCAGGGAAUGGACAGACUCCUUCAGGGGAUUCGUUGAUUACUGCUUGCACAAAAUACCUCAGGAAAGACCAGCAGCGGUGGAGCUGUUGCGGCACGACUUCAUUCGGAGGGAGCGGCCACCGAAGGUCCUCAUUGACCUCAUCCAGAGGACAAAAGAUGCUGUCCGAGAGCUGGACAACCUGCAGUACAGGAAAAUGAAGAAGAUCCUCUUCCAGGAGACUCGGAACGGGCCCUUGAAUGAGUCGCAGGAAGAAGAAGAAGAUGGCGAGCAAGGAAGCAACCUGAACCGAGAGGUGGACAGUCUAGGCAGCAUCCACUCCAUCCCCAGCGCAUCGGUGAGCACGGGCAGCCGGAGCAGUAGCGUGAACAGCAUGCAGGAGGUCAUGGACGAGAGCAGCUCUGAGCUCGUCAUGAUGCAGGAGGAUGAAGUCACAGUCAACUCCAGCUCUUCUGUGGUCCACAAGAAGGAUCAUGUAUUCGUAAGGGAUGAGGCGGGCCACGGCGAUCCCAGGCCUGAGCCGCGGCCUACCCAGUCAGUUCAGAGCCGGGCCCUCCACUAUCGGAACCGAGAGCGCUUUGCCACGAUCAAAUCCGCGUCUUUGGUUACACGGCAGAUCCAUGAGCAUGAGCAGGAGAACGAGCUGCGGGAACAGAUGUCAGGUUAUAAGCGGAUGCGGCGCCAGCACCAGAAGCAGCUGAUCGCCCUGGAGAACAAGCUGAAGGCUGAGAUGGAUGAGCACCGCCUCAAGCUCCAGAAGGAGGUGGAGACGCAUGCCAACAACUCGUCCAUCGAGCUGGAGAAGCUGGCCAAGAAGCAAGUGGCUACCAUAGAAAAGGAGGCAAAGGUAGCCGCGGCGGAUGAGAGGAAGUUCCAGCAGCAGAUCCUGGCCCAGCAGAAGAAGGACUUGACAACUUUCUUAGAAAGUCAGAAGAAGCAGUAUAAGAUUUGUAAGGAGAAAAUAAAAGAGGAGAUGAACGAGGACCAUAGCACACCCAAGAAGGAGAAGCAGGAGCGGAUAUCGAAGCAUAAAGAAAACCUGCAGCACACGCAGGCUGAGGAGGAAGCCCACCUGCUCACUCAGCAGAGGCUGUACUAUGACAGAAACUGCCGCUUCUUCAAACGGAAAAUAAUGAUCAAGCGCCACGAGGUGGAACAGCAGAACAUUCGGGAGGAACUAAAUAAGAAGAGGACCCAGAAGGAAAUGGAGCACGCCAUGCUGAUCCGGCAUGAUGAAUCCACCCGAGAGCUGGAGUACAGGCAGCUGCACACCCUGCAGAAGCUCCGCAUGGAUCUGAUCCGGCUGCAGCACCAGACGGAGCUGGAGAACCAGCUGGAGUACAAUAAGAGGCGGGAGCGGGAGCUGCACCGGAAGCACGUCAUGGAGCUUCGGCAACAGCCGAAAAACUUAAAGGCCAUGGAAAUGCAAAUUAAAAAACAGUUUCAGGACACUUGCAAAGUACAGACCAAACAGUACAAAGCCCUCAAAAAUCACCAGUUGGAAGUCACUCCAAAGAAUGAGCACAAAGCAAUCCUAAAGACACUGAAGGAUGAGCAGACGAGGAAGCUGGCCAUUUUGGCCGAGCAGUAUGAACAGAGUAUAAACGAGAUGAUGGCCUCUCAAGCGUUACGGCUAGACGAAGCGCAAGAGGCAGAGUGCCAGGCCUUGAGACUACAGCUCCAGCAGGAGAUGGAGCUGCUCAACGCCUACCAGAGCAAAAUCAAGAUGCAAACGGAGGCCCAGCACGAACGCGAGCUGCAGAAGCUAGAGCAGAGGGUGUCCCUGCGCAGAGCGCAUCUUGAGCAGAAGAUUGAAGAGGAGCUGGCUGCCCUGCAGAAGGAACGCAGUGAGAGGAUCAAGACUCUCCUGGAGAGACAAGAGCGAGAGACCGAGACUUUUGACAUGGAGAGCCUCAGAAUGGGCUUUGGGAAUUUGGUGACAUUAGAUUUUCCUAAGGAGGACUAUAGAUGAGAUUAAAUUUUUUUGCCAUUUAC
Messenger RNA from Mus pahari (shrew mouse), 3083 nucleotides. It is a transcript of the gene Taok3, whose product is annotated as TAO kinase 3. Gene Ontology annotation, molecular function: protein kinase activity; ATP binding. Lineage: Eukaryota; Metazoa; Chordata; Mammalia; Rodentia; Muridae. The transcript is spliced from 21 exons. Bases 364 to 3060 code for a protein of 898 amino acids. The record is from RefSeq and is a predicted model, not a curated record. Gene Ontology annotation, biological process: protein phosphorylation; execution phase of apoptosis.